UGAACAUGUACGGAGAAUUGAUUAUGGAAUUUGCCCAUCACAAGGUCCAUUUUCUCAACAGCUUCUUCCACCGGCAGCUCAUGACUAAAGGAUAUGAUGGUGUUAAAAGAUGGACUAAGCAGGUGGAUUUGUUUUCUAAGAGUUUGCUUUUGGUGCCCAUCCACCUGGAGGUCCACUGGUGUCUGGUGACAGCUGACAUUAUCAAAAAAAAAAUCUGCCUUUACGACUCUCAAGGGAACGCACUCCAGAAGGUUGCAAGGAACAUCCUGAAAUACUUGAUGGUGGAAGCAAAAGAGAAGAAGCAAACAUAUUUUGAAAGUGGUUGGGUGGUGUCGUACGAUGAGAUAAUCCCACAACAGACCAAUGAAAAUGACUGUGGAGUUUUUGUCUUGGAGUAUUCUGGACGCCUUGCUCUGGAAAAACCUCUGCAGUUUUCACAGAAAGACAUACCAAAGAUACGUAAGAGGAUCUACAAAGAGCUCUGUGACUGUAAGCUCCAUGAACAGGGUUGACCUCCACCUUUCAGUUGUGUGUAUCGCUGAUAAUAUGUGGUGCUUGUGAUUAGGGUAGGAAAUGAACAGUCCACACCUGUCUUUGUUGAGGGCCUCAUUACCAUCUGUACUACAGCCUUACAGCACUGUGAGUGCAUAUGGCUGACCCCGGUAGGAGUAUCAUAAUCUUUGUGUGAUUACUGCAUUCAAGUGAUCAAUAUUUAAUCAGGCAUGUUAUUUAAGAAAAAGAUCUUUAUGUUCCUGUUAGACCUUGAUGAAGUUACACAUCUACAGUGCACCAACAGAGCCUUAAUGUUGUUCCUGUAGAAAUGGAUCUAAUCUAAUAAAAGUGUGUUGCUGAUUCUGAUUGAGUAUCUGUACACUUUAUAAGUGUAAUUUAGUUUCUUGUUGAGAUUUGUUUGCUUCCUAGUGUGUCAUUUAGGCCAAGAUGACUAAAUAGAAGCUAUGUAUUUUAUUAAAAGAAAAAAAAUGGAAUCAGUCUAAUUUAUAAUUUUUGUUUAUUUGAAUAAUAGAACAUGUUUAUAAAAUUUUAAAUAAAACCAGUUUCCAAACAUUUCACAAAUAUAUUUAAUGUUUUCAUUGUACAGUCUGAAUGCACUGCAUGCA
Cottoperca gobio is the source of this 1118-nucleotide messenger RNA. RefSeq names its product sentrin-specific protease 5-like. Bases 6 to 512 code for a protein of 168 amino acids. The transcript is spliced from 6 exons. Lineage: Eukaryota; Metazoa; Chordata; Actinopteri; Perciformes; Bovichtidae. Gene Ontology annotation, molecular function: deSUMOylase activity. Gene Ontology annotation, cellular component: nucleus. The record is from RefSeq and is a predicted model, not a curated record. Gene Ontology annotation, biological process: protein desumoylation; proteolysis.